CAGAUGAUGGAGAUCAUUGGCAGAGAAGAAUUCUGUUUUCCACACCUCUUCAACAACUCCUGCAGGAAGCCAAGUCUUCACUGGUUUGAAUUUGUGUUUCAGAACAUAAUGCAGUCUUUCAUCUCUCUGAUCACUGCAGCUUUAAACCUGCUCAUCAUCAUCUCAGUUUCACAUUUCAGGCAGCUCCACACCUCCACUAACAUUCUUCUCCUCUCUCUGGCUGUCUCCGACUUUCUUGUUGGUCUCCUGCUGAUGCCUUUAGAAAUCUUCAAAAACACAACCUGCUGGUUUCUUGGGGAUAUCAUGUGUGCUGCAUUUUGUUAUCUGACCUGGCACAUCCCUUUGGCUUCGGUUGGAAACAUUAUUCUCAUAUCAGUUGACCGCUAUAUUGCUAUUUGUGACCCUCUGCAGUAUUCCAUCAGAAUCUCCAGAGUAAGAGUCAAACGUUGGGUUUGUCUGUCUUGGCUCUGGUAUGGUCUCUACAGCCUUUUCUUUAUGAAAGAUGAAUUGGUUCAACCAGGCAGGAAUAACUCCUGCUUGGGGGAAUGUGUAGUUUUCAUAAAUUAUGUUACUGGUACUAUUGACCUUAUUUUGAACUUCAUUAUACCAGUUGCCAUCAUAGUGUUUCUGUACAUGAGAGUAUUUAUGGUGGCUGUGUCUCAGGCUCGUGCCAUGCGCUCUCAUGUUACAGCUGUCACACUUCAGCAUUCCAUUAAACUAAAAACUAUGAACUCUGAGUUAAAAGCAGCCAGGACUCUUGGUGUUCUUGUUGUCGUAUAUCUAAUAUGCUACUGCCCUUAUUACAUUUAUUCUCUUGUUGAAGUUGAUUUAACCAGUACAUCAUAUGCAUCUUAUUUGUUCUUUCUCUUUUAUUUAAAUUCCUGUCUAAACCCAGUGAUCUAUGCUCUGUUUUACCCCUGGUUCAGAAAAACUGUUAAACUCAUUGUCACUCUGCAGAUACUACAGCCUGGCUCCUGCGACAUCAACAUACUGUAG
Molecule: messenger RNA, 996 nt
Organism: Nematolebias whitei (Rio pearlfish)
Lineage: Eukaryota; Metazoa; Chordata; Actinopteri; Cyprinodontiformes; Rivulidae
Product: trace amine-associated receptor 13c-like
Exons: 2
Coding region: 4-996 (330 amino acids)
Biological process (GO): G protein-coupled receptor signaling pathway
Cellular component (GO): membrane
Molecular function (GO): trace-amine receptor activity
Source: RefSeq, a predicted model, not a curated record